UAGUGCGGGACUCCUGUGCAUUGUUCUGUACUCUUGUUUUUUUUGCGCGGGGGGGCAGUUCGGAGGUGGUCGGUGCUUGUUGGCGGUGGCUCGGCCCUUCUGGGCGGACGCUUCCACCCUUAACCACCGCCUUUCUCCAACUGCACUGGGACAGCCUCUAUUCUUCACUUUUUGUAAGCAGCGAAGACGGCAUCGCGGGCGGGCGCGGUUCAAGACAACCAUGGGAAGUUUAUCUUAUCCGAGAUGACCGAAAAUCGACGUUUUUGCUGGGAAACGUCCAAAAGAAAAACUUGUUUUCGGAGUUCCACCUCCCCUCCGCUCCCCCCGUAGGAUUUGAUUCAAAGGCGACAAGCAAGAUGGCCGCCGACUCUGUGCAGGGGGAUGUCAGGGGUCAUCUGGUAUCAGAGAGGUUGGGUCUGGGCAACAAUCUGGACCUGUCAGACACCAUGGUCCAACAGAAACUGGAAGAGAUCAAGGAGCAGAUUCGGCGUGAGAUCCGAAAGGAGCUAAAGAUCAAAGAAGGUGCAGAGAAUCUGCGCAAGGUCACAACAGACAAGAAGAGCCUGGCUUAUGUCGACAACAUGCUCAAGAAAUCUAACAAAAAGGUUGAGGAGCUUCACCAAGAGCUACAGGAGCUCAACGCCCACAUUGUGGUUAAAGACCCAGAAGAAUCACAAGAAUGCCCCCUGACCCCAGAUACCCCUAACAGCGAGAGCCGAAUGUGCACAAGCAGCAGCCGCCUAGCUGCCCUGAAAAGACAGAACGACAUUGAGCUCAAGGUCAAACAGGGUGCAGAGAACAUGAUUCAGAUGUACUCCAAUGGGCCGUCAAAGGAUCGCAAGUUGCUGGCGACGGCACAGCAGUUGCUACAGGAUAGCAAGAUGAAGAUCGAGUUCAUCAGGAUGCAGAUCCUCAAGGCCAGCCAAACCAAUGAGCUGAACUUUGAGAACAACGACGUGAUUGACAAGGCCAUCAUCAGCCCUUUGGACCUUCGGGUGGAGGAGCUGUGUCAUCAUGCCAGAAUCGAAUCUGCAGUGGCGGAAGGAGCCAAGAAUGUUAUGAAACUCCUGGGCACGGGAAAAGUCACAGAAAAGAGAGCACAUUUAGAGGCCCAAGCCCGCUUUAAUGAAUCCAGCCAAAAGCUCGACCUCCUGCGCUACUCCUUGGAGCAGCGCCUCAGCGAGCUGCCCAAGAACCACCCACGGAAUAGCAGCAUUGUGGAAGAGCUGUCACUCCUUUCCACGCCGGUCUUCAGCCCACGAUCUAGCAUCAUCUCCACACAGAACCAGUACAGCACAGUGACAAAGCCCGCUGCACUUACAGGCACCUUAGACGUUAGGCUUAUGGGCUGUCAAGACCUUCUGGAAAAUGUUCCUGGCCGCUCGAAAGCUGCAUCUGUCCCUCUGCCGGGGUGGAGUCCCAGUGAAACACGCUCAUCCUUCAUAAGCAGAGCUAACCGAAACCGCAGUGUGAGCUCACGGAACAUGACAAAAAGCGAGGAGCUCUCUAAUGAGAUCAGCGCAGUUUUGAAAUUGGACAACACAGUCGUUGGUCAGACCAGCUGGAGGCCAGUCAGCAACCAGGCCUGGGACCAUAAGUUUACAUUGGAGCUGGACCGGUCUCGCGAGUUGGAGAUCUCCGUUUAUUGGCGUGACUGGCGCUCACUCUGCGCCGUAAAAUUCCUGCGUCUUGAGGACUUCUUGGACAACCAGCGUCAUGGAAUGUGUUUGUACCUAGAGCCACAGGGGAUGCUGUUUGCUGAGGUAACGUUUUUUAAUCCCGUCAUCGAGAGACGACCAAAAUUGCAGAGACAAAAGAAGAUUUUCUCGAAACAGCAAGGUAAGACUUUCCUGCGAGCCCCUCAGAUGAACAUCAACAUCGCUACUUGGGGCCGUCUGGUGAGAAGAGCCAUCCCAACUGUGAGCACCAACUCCUUCAGCCCACAGGCUGCCGAGACCGGGUCCAGCGGCAUCCCAGGUUCACCCAGACCCAGCAGUGACCCACUGGUGACCAAGCUGGAUUUUGACAGAGAGCCCACACCAGGACCCAAGUUCUACCCAGCACCCGACAGCAUCCGAGAACCACCGGAGAAACAAAAUUUGCUGCCUGACAAGGAGCAAGUGCAGCCCUUCGAUCCCUCCCUCCAGGAUGCGCUCGCCUCUUUCGACUUCCUGAACAAGAGGAACAGUGUGGCGGUGAAGCCCAAUCUGGACCUGGUGGCCGAGACGGAGCUUCAGCAUCCCGACUUGGAGCUCACGGCCUUCCCAAAAGAUGCGGAGAUAAGGGAAGAAGAACAGUUUCACUUUAGCCUCAAAGACUUCAAAUGUGUUGCAGUCCUUGGACGCGGGCACUUUGGAAAGGUUUUGUUAGCGGAGUAUAAAAGUACGGGUGAAAUGUUUGCCAUUAAAGCUCUGAAGAAAGGCGACAUUGUGGCUCGAGAUGAAGUCGACAGUUUGAUGUGCGAGAAGCGGAUCUUUGAGACGGUCAACAGCGUGCGCCACCCGUUUCUGGUCAACUUGUUUGCAUGCUUCCAGACACAGGAGCACGUGUGUUUUGUCAUGGAGUACGCCGCGGGGGGUGACCUGAUGAUGCACAUCCACGCCGACGUCUUCUCUGAACCGCGGGCCGUAUUUUAUGCCGCCUGCGUCGUUUUGGGAUUGCAAUAUUUACACGACCACAAAAUUGUGUACAGAGACUUAAAGCUGGAUAACCUGCUGCUUGACACUGAGGGUUAUGUGAAGAUUGCUGACUUUGGCCUUUGCAAAGAAGGAAUGGGCUUCAGGGACCGAACCAGCACUUUCUGCGGAACGCCAGAGUUUUUGGCUCCCGAGGUCUUGACUGAAACGUCGUACACGCGUGCCGUGGACUGGUGGGGGCUCGGGGUGCUGAUUUUCGAGAUGCUGGUUGGGGAGUCGCCGUUCCCCGGUGACGACGAGGAGGAGGUGUUUGACAGCAUCGUUAACGAUGAAGUCCGCUACCCAAGAUUCCUCUCCACUGAAGCCAUCUCCAUCAUGAGGAGGCUUUUAAGGAGAAGCCCGGAGCGCCGUCUUGGAGCAGGCGAAAGUGAUGCGGAGGAUGUCAAGAAACACUUAUUCUUCAGAAACAUGGACUGGAACGGCCUAAUGUCCAAGAAAGUGAAGCCCCCGUUCGUGCCCACCAUCCAGGGCGCUAACGACGUCAGCAACUUCGACGAUGAAUUCACCUCGGAGGCACCCAUCCUGACCCCGCCCAGGGAGCCGCGGGUGCUCAACUCGGACGAGCAGAACAUGUUCUCCGAUUUUGAUUACAUCGCUGACUGGUGUUAGCGCUGUGAUUACAACUUUUCUGUACAAAAAUAUUUCAGGGAUCAAAGACGCUUCCCUGAGGAAACCCACUUUUUUAAAGAAUCAUGAAGAAUUUUUUUUUUUUUUUU
Molecule: messenger RNA, 3412 nt
Organism: Syngnathoides biaculeatus (alligator pipefish)
Lineage: Eukaryota; Metazoa; Chordata; Actinopteri; Syngnathiformes; Syngnathidae
Gene: pkn2a
Product: protein kinase N2a
Exons: 23
Coding region: 357-3305 (982 amino acids)
Biological process (GO): signal transduction; protein phosphorylation
Molecular function (GO): small GTPase binding; ATP binding; protein serine/threonine kinase activity
Source: RefSeq, a predicted model, not a curated record